GAGCGCAGCGCACCUCAUUCUGUCUCACCUGGAUCCCGCGAGCGGCUGGUUGUAGGAGCUUACAGGUGAUCCGCCAUGCUGAAGAAGAAGAGCAAGUCCUCGGCGGUCACGCCGCCCAAACCCACUGCCGCCCCCACGGAGCUGAGCGUUCUGGUCGAGAAGCUGCAGAAGAACGCCGACAAAGUGGAGAGGAACAUCAUGGAGAUCGAGCAGAACCUGAACAAGGACGUGUGUAAGAUCAACGAAGGCAAACAGCCGCUGUACCAGGACGACACCAACAAGAGGAUCCUCAACUCCCUGGAGCUGCUGGACGCCCUGGAUGAGGACGCCGUGAACACCAAGCGCCUCCUCCACCCGCAGGCUGAGAUGAUCCAGCAGGACAUGAAGCAGCUGCGUGAGAGGGUGAUGAAGCUGAAGGAGGACCACUACCACAUUUACCAGCUGAUCCGCUCAGAGGGGGUGCCCACCAUCAACUGGGGAAACAUGAUGGAUGAGAAGCUGGAAAAACUGGACUCUAAAGGCUUUGGCCAGGACCUGCCAACUGUGGAGGCCGAGGUGGUGGAGCAUAACAUCUUCCAUGGGGAGGUGGAGGCUCUGGCCCCUCACAUCUCUGCCAGCGGAGACAAGGAAUAUGUCAGCAGUCUGCAGAUGAAGUACAACAAGCUGCUGACCAGCUCCAGCGCUCGCCAGCGAGACCUGCUGAGUCUGCGCGACUACAUGCUGCGCUGCACCAACGAGCUGUACUGGAUGGACCAGCAGGCGGAGGAGAGGAUCAACUAUGACUGGAGCGACCUCAACCUGGACUACCCAGCCCGCAAGAGGCACUAUGAGAACUUCAUCAGCAGAUGUUUGGAGUCUAAAGAAAUCGGUAUAACGGCUCUGAACAAUGAUGGAGAAAAGCUGAUUAGUGACCAGCAUCCAGGGAAGGCUGUCAUUGAGGCUCAUAUGGAAGCAGUUCAUGCUGACUGGAAGGAGUACCUAAACCUGCUUAUUUGUGAAGAAAACCACCUGAAGCACAUGGACGAAUACCACCAGUUCAACAAGGAGGCACGUGACACCCAGGACCUACUGAAACGGCUGGAAACCGAGAUCAGCCAGAAGUACAACCCCGAAUUUAAGGAUGUUUAUCAGAUGGAAGGCCUCAUCAGUGAGCUGGACGAUCAAGCUAAGGCAAUGGACCAUCUGGAUGAACGGGUCAAGGCUCUGCAGAAGCGAAGCCUGCAGGUUCUCCCUCUGAGGUACCGCAGGGAAACGCUCCAGAAGCUGCUGCCCAUUGAAGCUCUGUGCGAGUAUGACACCGACGAGGGCCAGAUCCAGCGUGGGGAGAGGUACACUCUUCUGAGGAACAACGGCACACGGUGGGACGUGAAGGAUGCAGCUGGACGUAAACUGACCGCCCCUGCAGUCUGCUUUUUGAUCCCUCCCACCGACCCGGAGGCUGUGGCUGUGUCUGACAAACUGGUCAGCCAGCAGAAGGCUGUCAAGCAGAAAACAGCCAGCUGCAAAGCGUCUCUGCAGAAGCGCUUUAAUGAGCUGCAGAAGGAGAUUGGAGCUGGGACAGACAAGGAGGAGCAGCAGUGCCGCCAGCUGAUGGCCGGUUUGGAUAAAGUCGUCACCGACUUAGACAAACAGGAAAAAGCUAUUUAUGCACGAGUGCGCCCACCGCUGGAACAAAGCCGGCCACUGCAAGACGGCGCUGACCGCCUGCAGGACAUGAAGGACAUCUCUGCAGCUGUUGACAAGAUUAAACCAGAAAAGUCCUCCAAGGUGGAAGAGGCCAGACGCUUCCUGGUCUCUAAUUCCAAGUGUGCCAGUGCCCCUCAGCUCCACAGCAAGGCGGAUGAGACGGAGAAGAAGUGUGCCAAGGUGGAGCAGCUUCUACAGUGCUCCCAGGAGAAGCUAAAAAAUUCCCACCAGCUGGAGAUGUCUAUUCAAAAUGGAAAAGCUUUAAUAUCCACAUAUGAGAACAAACUGGCCAGGGAGGAAGUUGCCCCACGGGACAUGUCCUCAUUGGAAAAAACUCAGCGAGAACUUGCUAGUAUGGCUUCAGAUCUGAGGUCCAAGAGCUCAGUGAUGGCGGAGUUGGAAGAAAACCUGCGUUCAGCCAGAAACAGUUGCAACAACAUGACCUCCAGGUUUCAUGAGCACUGUCCAGACAUUGAACGACAGGAAGCGGAUGUGCAGAAACUCAACAAGCGUUUCAACAACCUCAACAGGCAGAUCGAUGCCAGGUCCCAGAGCUUGCAGAGAGCCAAAAUGGCAUACAACAACUACCAGAACGACUACGACAACUUGAACAGCUGGCUGUCUCGUGUCCCAAACUAUGAGCCCAGAGAAACUGAUGAUCUCAGACAGGUGGAGACUAAGCUGAAGAACCAGAGGAACUUGCUCUCUGACAUCACAAGGAAGGAGUCAGACUUGAACAACGUCUCCAAAAAUGCCAAGCUGUACCAACAGGCUGUGAAGGACUAUGAGGCUGAAACAGAGAAGUUCAAGUCAGUCUUGGAUCUUGAGGAUGGUCUUGUACCUCAGAGCUACAAGAGAAGCAGACUGGAAUCACCUGCAGUGAAAGUCAAAGAAGAUGAAGCUGAAAUUGAGUCCAAGUUCACAGAAGUGAACGCCGUAAACAAGCAGAGGCUCCAGAAUCUUGAAUUUGCACAAAGCCUUUUAAAACAGCAACCCGAGGUCCCUAUGAUCCAGUCUACAAAUGUGCAGUCUGUCCAUGCCGCUCCUCCAGGGGAGGAGCCUUGGAGAAUCAGGAAGCAGCUGGAAGAUGAGACUCAGAGGAGAGAACAACUUGAGAAGGAAAUCAAGAGCAUCCAGACCAACAUUUAUGAACUGGAAGGACAAAAGCCCCAGGACACCAUCGUGAAGAAGGAACUAAUCAAAAAUGUUCCAGACCCACAGCUGGAGGAAGAGGUUCAUAAGGUCCAGCAGAAGCUGUCAGAGGAGCGCCGCAACACCCAUGUCCUGGAAAACGACUUGGAGGUGCUGAGGCUUAAGUUGCGUGGCCUGGAGACCGAGCUCAAAGAGGGGGCGCAGCAGUACACUGUAAAGGAGGUGCUACGUAUCGAGAGGGACAGGGGGCAGGAAGAGGAGGUCCGCAAACUUCGCGAUGAGCUGGAAGAGCUUAGAAGGCAGAAGAUGAUGAAAGACAAUGAGCUGACUCAGAUAAAAAAGCAAGUGACCCUCCUGGCUGAGGAGAAAAACAAAGAACAGGAGGUGAUCACCGAGGAGCAAGUGAUCAAAGUUCAGAAUGACCCCCAGCUUCAGUCUGAGUACCGGCUCCUGCUUGAAAGGAAGCAAAAAGAGACGGAUAGUAGAAAAGAGCUGGAAGACGAACUGAAGUUUCUCCAGGAGAAGCUCCGAAGGCUGGAGAAGGAGAAGGCCAUGGCAGAGGAGAAGAUUUCCAUCAAGGAGGUGCUUAAAGUAGAGAAAGAUAUGGCUCUGGAAAGGGAGGUAGAAAACCUCCGGAGACAGUAUGAGGAUGAGAAGUCCAAACGCAGAUCCUCUCAGCGGGAAAAGUCUGACCUCCAGAGAAAAAUUACAAGCCUGGAGGAGGAGAAGAACAGGGUUGUGGUCCAGGAAAAAGUUAGGGAGAUUGUCCGUCCCGAUCCAAAGGCGGAGAGUGAGGUCGCCAAUCUCCGUCUUGAGCUUGUAGAACAACAGAGGCGCUUCAAGGAUGCAGAACUUCAGUUGAAGUCUCUGCAGGAUGAACUGACCAUGCUGAGGAACCGAGGACCUCAGGUGGAGGUCAAAGAGAUGAUCAAAGAAGUCAUCAAGUACAAAACAGACCCACAGACCGAGAAAGAGCUGGAAGGUCUUCGUGAAGAGAUCGUUGAUAAAACACACCAAAUUGAGAAAUCAGAGAUGGAAAUCCGCCAACUUCGUGACGAAAUUCAACGAUGGAAGGAGACAAAGCCUCAGGUCCAAACUAAAGAGGUGGUCAAUGAAGUGCUGCAGUACAGAGAGGAUCCCAAGACCAUGGAAGAGAUUGAGAUUCUAAAAAGAAAGCUGGCUGAUGAGCAAAAGAAACGCCUUGAUCUGGAGAGAGAAAAGUCUGCCCAGGAGGAAAAGAUCAGGCUAAAGAAGUUGGAUCUGUCUCAGGUCAGAGAGAAGAUUGUUGAGGAAAUAGUGGUCGAGAUGGUAGAAGAUCCUAUCCUCAAAUCAGAAUGUGAGAACUACGUCCAGACCAUCAACAAGGAGCAAGAACUGAAGGAGAGCUUAAAAGCAGAACUCUCAAGGCUGCAACGACAGAUCGCUGACUUAGACCUACAGUUGGAAGAACUGGAGCGGGAGCGAAAGGCAAGACGUGAGGCGGAACUGGAGAUUCAGAGGCUUCGGAUCAGGCUGAAUGAGCUGGAAAUCCGGGACAAAGAAAAUCGCGAGAAGGUGACAGUCAAGCAAAAAGUGGUGCUGCAGCAGGAUCCCCAGCAGGAGAAGGAACACUCUAUCCUGAAGCUCCAGCUCGAUGAAGAGCGGCACAAGCGUACCUUGCUGGAGAAGAGGCUGGACGCCCUCAAGCAGCAGCAGCUAACCUUGGAAAGAAUGGACGUGAAGGAAAGAGUCGUCCGCACUGAGAAGGUCCAAGUUGAAAGGGACCCAGAAGCCGAGAUGGAGAUUGAUGACCUCCGGAGAACUUUAGACGAAGAAAAAAGGAGAAGGCGUGACCUUGAUCAAGAGCUCGCCAGCCUUACUUCCAGGCUCUCAGAUAUGGAGUUUCAUCAAACUAAGUCUACCAAAGAACUGGACUACAUCAGAGACGAGAGCAACCGUCUGCAGCAGGAAAACCAGAGGCUGCAGAAUGAGAUCCGCAGACUUCGGUCCGAGAUUGACAUUACUAGCAACGAGACAAAGCUUAUCACCGAGUCUGCACCAAGGGAUGACGGGAAGAACUUGGAGAUGAGACUUGAUGCUUUGCAGAAAGAGCUUGCAGAGCUCAAACGCAUAACAGUCCAGAAGGAUGAAGAGAUUGAAAAGCUGCAGAAGAAUCUUGGGUCAGUUAGUAUCAAGAGGGAACAAAGAGAGAGCCACCUUCGGCGCUCUAUCGUCAUCAUCGAUCCAGACUCAGGCAAAGAGAUGCGACCGGAGGAGGCCUACAAACUGGGCCUGAUCGACUGGAAGAUGUUUGUGAACCUGCAGGGUCAGGAGUGUGACUGGGAGGAGAUCUCGGUCAAAAGUCCUUCAGGGGAGUCCACCGUGCUCCACGACAGGAAGUCUGGAAAGAAGUUCUCCAUCGACGAUGCGCUGCGAGCUGGCCGCAUCACUGAUAGGCAUCUUCAGCAGUACAACAACAAGGAAAUCUCCAUUCAGGAGUUUGGCUUGAUGGUAUCAGGCAAGACCAAGUGAGCAGGUCAAGAUAAGGGUUUGGGGUUCAAUGCUCAGAUUCCUGUUUCAGCUUUGGUUAAAGAAAUCCUUUUUAUAGUUUGCUCUCAACACUGUGGGAACUGGGCCUUUAGCUGUUUGUUUUUUAAUCCAUUUAAUUAUAAUGGGCUUCUCGUCUCCUCUGUGUCCGCUGUGCAAAGAUUGAAACUCCUGCCCUAACAUAAUCCACUCUGAGCCUGUACUGGGGUUAAUGACCUAUGACCUAGCUACUAUUACUGCUUUACGGGGUUGAACUUAUACAUUCUGGAAAUCAAGCUGUGAAAGCUGAAAUUAAAGAUGAAUCAAACUGGGAAUCCU
This is a messenger RNA of Oryzias latipes (Japanese medaka), 5682 nucleotides long. It is a transcript of the gene ppl, whose product is annotated as periplakin. The record is from RefSeq and is a predicted model, not a curated record. Gene Ontology annotation, cellular component: membrane; cytoskeleton; intermediate filament. Gene Ontology annotation, biological process: intermediate filament cytoskeleton organization; wound healing. NCBI's taxonomy places the organism in Eukaryota, Metazoa, Chordata, Actinopteri, Beloniformes, Adrianichthyidae. Gene Ontology annotation, molecular function: cadherin binding; structural molecule activity.